This is a messenger RNA of Lathyrus oleraceus (garden pea), 2808 nucleotides long. Its product is annotated as protein NUCLEAR FUSION DEFECTIVE 4. The coding region runs from base 180 to 1913 and encodes 577 amino acids. The transcript is spliced from 3 exons. Gene Ontology annotation, cellular component: membrane. The record is from RefSeq and is a predicted model, not a curated record. Lineage: Eukaryota; Viridiplantae; Streptophyta; Magnoliopsida; Fabales; Fabaceae.
UAUACAUCCAUACAUUUGACUAAAUUCAAUCUGAUUCAUUGUUUGUUGUGACUAGUGUCUGUGUUUGUGCUUCAUAGCGCGGUUAUUUCUUUUCUAAAAUAAACAUAACUCAUUUGGGCUAUUAGGCAAAAGCCAAGAUAGUUUAAAUAGAGAGUAAAAAGUUUAACUUUGGUAGCAAUAUGGCGAAGCUGGUUCUGAAAGCUGGAAGCAGGCCACCAUGGGUGGGACUAGCUGCUGCAGUUUGGAUUCAAAUAGCUGCUGGUAAUGCCUACAACUUCCCUCUCUACUCAUCUGCUCUCAAAUCUGUGUUGGGUCUUAAUCAACAACAAGUGACUAUUCUUGGAGUGGCCAAUGAUGUUGGAGAAAACUUGAGUUUGUUUCCCGGUAUUGCCUGCAACAAGUUCCCUCCUUGGGCUUUGCUUCUUUUUGGUUCUGUCCUUUGUUUCUUUGGUUAUGGUGUUGUCUGGCUUGCUCUUACCCAAACUGUUUCCAACUUGCCCUAUAUUCUGUUAUGGCUUGCACUUUGUGUUGCAACGAAUAGCGGUGCAUGGUUCGGCACAGCCGUGCUUGUUACCAACAUGAGAAAUUUUCGUCUCAGUAGAGGCACAAUCUCUGGUAUUCUGAAAGGUUAUGUUGGGAUUAGUGCAUCUGUAUAUACAUUAAUAUAUAGCUUAUUGCUAAAAGGUUCUGCUUCUAAAUUACUCUUGUUUCUAACAAUUGGAGUUUCUACUGUGUGUUUAGUUCUGAUGUACUUCAUUAGGCCUUGUACUCCUCCUUCUGGUGAAGACUCUUCUGUUCAUGUCCAUUUUAUUUUCACACAAGCUUCAAGUAUUUUACUUGCUACAUAUCUUGUUACAACCACAAUACUAAGCGACAUGAUUUCAAUCAAUGAUUCUGUUUCCUACAUCUUAGUUUCCAUAAUGAUCAUAUUUAUGAUAACUCCCCUUGCAAUUCCUUUGAAAAUGACUAUAUUUCCCGCCAUUCAAAAAACUAAUGUUCCAUUAGUUGGAAGUGAGGUUUCAGUUUCAACACAAGCAAGUCCAUUGAUUGCAUCCUCAUCUACUUCAGCUGCGUAUGUUGGAAGUUUUCAUGAAAAUGAGGAUACUUCUUCGGAUGUUGAGAUACUAAUUGCAGAAGGGGAAGGGGCGGUGAGGAAGAAAAGGAGACCAAAAAGAGGAGAUGAUUUUAAGUUCAAAGAAGCUAUAGUCAAGGCUGAUUUCUGGCUACUUUGGUUUGCUUAUUCUUUAGGUGUUGGCUCCGGAGUAACUGUUGUCAAUAAUUUGGCUCAAAUUGGAAUUUCUUUGGGUGUAGAAGAUACAACCAUAUUGCUUUCAGUCUUCAGUUUUUGCAAUUUUAUCGGCCGUCUUGGUGCUGGCGCUGUCUCUGAACACUUUGUUCGGUCGAAAACACUGCCUAGAACAUUUUGGAUGUCAAUCACACAAGUAACUAUGAUCAUAGCAUUUUUGCUUUAUGCUUCAGCUCUAGAUGGAACUCUUUAUGCUGCAACAGCUUUACUCGGAAUGUGCUAUGGAGUUCAGUAUUCUAUAAUGGUUGCAACUGUUUCUGAGCUAUUUGGUUUGAAGCACUUUGGUGUAAUUAGCAGCUUCAUGAUGCUAGGAAAUCCAAUUGGUGCACUUGUUUUUUCUGUUUUCCUUGCUGGAAAUUUGUAUGAUACAGAAGCCGCAAAACAAGGAAACUCCACUUGCUACGGUGCAAAUUGCUUCAGAGUCACUUUUCUAGUACUGGCCGGUGUCUGUGGAAUUGGUACCAUUUUGAGUAUAAUUUUGACAGUUAGAAUAAGAGCAGUAUAUCAAAUGCUGUAUGCAAGCGGUUCUUUUUGUCAGUCGCGGAGAAUUUUCUGCCAGGCACAAUGCUUGCCAAGUUUCUGUAGCAACUAUUCAAUGACCAUAUAGAGACUACUUUAAACAUAUCUAUGGCUAUCAUGUUAUGAGUUUCUAUGUUGUAACUAGAUAAAAAAGUUGAAAUAUUAUAGAUUUUAAAAAACUAAGAGAUGAAAAUAGAAUUUUCUUAAUUAAAUGGAAAAAGUUAUAUAUUUUUGGGAAAAAAAUUAGUAAUAUAUAAUAAAAAGGAGAAAAGAGGUAUAAAAUAGUUUGUGUUGCCACAAUUUUAGCCAACCAUCGAAUGAAAGAGGUUGUUGUGAAUGAUUCUAUUCCAUUCGAUUUCCAAAACCCCCAAUUGUAAAAAUAUGGUAGCUGAGGCGGAUGUUACCGUUUCCGGCAAAGAAGCCGUCGGCUUGAUAUUCACAUACGGAACGUUAAAGCGAAACUUCUCGAACCACCCACUUCUCCAAGACCUAAUCCUGAAUGGCGACGCAUCUUUCAUCGGAACCUACCGCACCGUCCAGAAUUACCCUCUUGUAUGUGGCCCCUACCGUGUGCCGUUCCUUCUCAACAUUCCUGGGUCGGGUCAAUCUGUGUACGGAGAGCUGUACUCCGUCUCCGCGGACGGGCUUUCCAGAAUGGACGAACUGGAAGGAACCUCACGCGGUCAUUACGAGCGUCUCCCUAUCAAGGUGGUUCCUUCCGGCGAGGAGAUAGAGGCGAAGAUAACUUGCGCCGAGGCAUAUUACGCGCAUGAGAGCUACGCGAUGGAGAUGUGGAACAAGAAUGGAAAACAAGGGCUCAAGUGUUAUACAGAGAAAGAAACAAUUGGGUAUGUGAAGCGUAAAGAUAGACCUCAACAUUUAACUUUCCUUGAUCAUAUUCGAUUGUUCCUUUCUGAUUGAUGCCAUGCCACAUAAAAUUCAAACAAAAUACUAGUCUAUAGGGUUUAUUAUGUAUUUCCGAA